This is a messenger RNA of Scomber japonicus (chub mackerel), 987 nucleotides long. RefSeq names its product isoamyl acetate hydrolyzing esterase 1 (putative) (gene iah1). The record is from RefSeq and is a predicted model, not a curated record. Gene Ontology annotation, molecular function: hydrolase activity, acting on ester bonds. NCBI's taxonomy places the organism in Eukaryota, Metazoa, Chordata, Actinopteri, Scombriformes, Scombridae.
CACUGUGCAGCCUGGUUCUCCCUGCAGCUUCAUCAUGUCUAAAUUCAAAACAAUCGUUUGGCCUAAAGUGAUUUUAUUCGGCGACUCUAUCACACAGUUUUCUUUUCAAGCCCAUGGUUGGGGUUCGACAAUUGCCGACAAAUUAGCAAGAAAGUGUGAUGUUGUGAACAGGGGACUGUCUGGAUACAACUCCAGAUGGGCCAAAAUUGUUCUUCCUCGUCUUAUCAACAAUCAGAGCUCAGCAGACAACAACAUAGCAGCUGUCACUGUCUUCUUUGGAGCCAAUGACUGUGCUCUGGAAGAUCAGAACCCUCAGCAGCACAUCCCUCUGCAGGAGUACUCCGAGAACCUGAAGGAGAUCACCAAGCUCCUGGUUUCAGCCGGAGUGUCACUGGACAAAGUUAUCUUCAUCACCCCUCCUCCUAUUCACGAGUUGGCCUGGGAGAAGGAGUGUAUGCAGAAAGGAUGUCCUCUCAAUCGCCACAACUCUGUAGUAGGACAGUAUGCCCAGGCAUGUGUCCAGGCAGCUGGUCAGUGUGGUGCAGACGUCCUGGACCUCUGGACACUCAUGCAGAAAGAUGGACAGGACUACACGCUUUACCUAUCUGAUGGGCUGCAUCUCUCAGAGAAGGGCAACCAGUUUGUGUCACAGCACCUGUGGGAGCUGUUGGAGAGCCGAGUUGAUGGUUUCAUCCUGCCCUACUGGGGAGACGUGGACAGUAAGAGCCCAGAGAGCAGCCUGCUCUGUGACCAGUGAACUGAAGGACAUUGGCUUUAUAUGGAAAACAUUUUCCUUCAGGAUCCAACAGAGCUGAACUUUUGAGAAGAGAAGAAAACACUCACCAGCAUCUUUGUGGUGCCUGGUACAUUGAGAGCAUGACACUGGACUACACUUAUGCUUCAAAGAAUGAAGCAGCUGUGGUUUUUAUUUGUCAGUAAUGUAAGACUGUGUCCAAAAUGCACAAUAAAGAUUUUAUUUUGAGCUGA